AUGGCUACAUUUUUGCCAUUGUUUUUAGAAAAGUCGCUCAAAGAAAAGCUCCGGCACCUUGUACGGAACGUUGUCAAUACGCUGCUACCGAUCAUAUUUUUACUGGCCGUGCUGCUAUUGCACACAAAGCAACUGACCCUAGUGAAUGAAACCCAAGAGAUCAACCUAAAUCAGGAUGAUCUUGGCGAAUAUUUCCCCGGAGAGUCAAUCAACAAAGUCUAUUAUACACCAUCGAACUCAUCGACAAUCAACGAACUGAUAGAGAAUGUGCGCCAAACACUGUUCAUCAAGGAUGAACGAGUGGAAUCGUUUGCCAGUGAAGCGGAACUGGAGCAUGCCCUGCUCGGCAAUGCGAACCUUUGCUAUGGCAUCAUCUUUCACAACGUAUCCAACGAAGGCCGCCUACGGUACACGAUCCGUACGAAGAACAACAACUUUCGUACGGACGUCACCUACUCGCGGGAUGUGUUCGGGAGCUUCUCGAAGCGGGACAACCAGUACAUCGAGAGUGGCUUUUUGGCCCUACAGAAUGCGAUAGAUCGUGCGUUUAUGUCGACCGUGACGCUAAGCGGGACCGCCGAUCGUGCCGAAGUUACGAUACAGUACGGACACAUUCCAGUGGUGGGCGAUCAGGGUCCACAGGAACCGACCAGAAUCGUGCUGGUGGUGGCCGUGCUCGGUGUGUGCUUCACGGUGUGCAGUACGUACUUGCUGCUGUUGCCACUGGUCGAGGAGCGUGCUUGCGGGAUGUACGAGUACCUGAAGUUGGCCUGCCAGCAAAGCUACUGGAACGAGGUGGCCAUCUUUUUGGUGAGCUUUGUACAUUUCCUCUCCAUCAUGCUCGUGUGCAUUGCAGUCGGCGCCGUCGGAGGCAUCUGGGACACGAAUCCCGCCCAGAUGGUGUAUCUCGGUUGCUUGGGUGUCCUGUUUCUCGUUUGUCUCAUCACGUUUACCUUCUUUCUGAGUGCCACGCUAGAGUCGGCAACCAUCGCCACCGCCAUCGCGACGGUGUGCCACUUUGCCCCGGUUCUGGUGGUGUUCAUUCAUGACGAGCUGGCCCCGCUGCUGGUGAUCUUCCCCGUGAAUGGUUUGCUGUACGGUGCGCACAUUUUCCACAACUACAAAGCCUCUGGACACCGGUUCGGGGCGGCCAGUUUGUUCAGCAGCGGGUACCCCGGCAUGGAGGGGCUCAGUCUCUUCAGUCUGUUCGUGUGCAUGACGCUAGGUAUCAUUCUGUGGGCUUUUCUUUGGUUCUACGUCAAAAACGUUUACCCCGGCCGGUUUGGUACACCGAAAUCGAAGGGGUUUUUCCUGUCGCGCAAGUACUGGGGCAAGCUGCGCGAGACCGUUUGUGGUGGCGGUACGAACAAAAUUAGCAUCACCAGCUGGGAAAAUCCGAUGGAUGUUGGUACGGCCGAGGGAGGGGGAUCAUUUGAGCACAUUAGCCUCCAGCAGCAGCCUGAUGGCGCACCCGUAUCCGCACCCGAUCCGGUGUCUAACGGGGGGCCCAAGGAAGAGCGGGCCGGAAGGUACCUGGAGCGGCUGGUGCAUAUUUCGCGGCUCCGGAAGGUCUUCAAAAGCCGCUCGUCCGGGACGGGGGGCGCCAAAGUGGCGGUGAAUGAUUUCUCGCUUUCCAUCUACGGCCACACCAUCACGGUGCUGCUCGGUCACAAUGGGGCAGGCAAAACGACCACGAUGAACAUCAUCACCGGAAUGCUGCCCCGUACGUCCGGUACGAUCGCGGUGGACGGAGAGUACGAUCCGGACCGGUACCGGCAGCAGAUCGGUUUCUGUCCGCAGCACAACGUUUCGUUCGCGUACCUAAACUGCCGGGAGCACGUCGAGUUUUUCGGCCGUCUCCGUGGCCUGACCGUGGACGAGGCACGCACCGAAGCCGCAACCAUACUGGAGAAGGUCAAUUUGCUGGACAAAGCGGACUGUAAAGUUCCUGCCCUGUCCGGCGGUAUGCAGCGCCGGUUGAACCUGGCCAAUGCCAUCAUCGGACGCACGAAGCUGCUCAUUCUGGAUGAGCCCACGUCCGGGUUGGAUCCGGAAUCGAGGCGUGACAUCUGGAAUGUGCUGUUGCGGUUACGCCAGGAUCACACGAUUCUGCUGACGACACACUUCAUGGAAGAGGCGGACAUUCUGGGUGACUGGGUUGCGAUCAUGGAGUACGGUGAGCUGGUGGCGUUCGGUUCGCCAAUGUACCUCAAACAGCACUUCGGAAAGGGCUACACGCUGAAGUUGCUCAUGGGCGAUAGGUUUGAGCGGCGGGCAACCCUGGAGCUGAUACGCCAGUUUGUGCCCGAUGCGAUCGAGCGGGUCUCCGUGCAGCAAGUGUGUGCGGUUACCCUACCGUACACGGCGCUGGACAAGUAUUCCGAGCUGCUGGAGCAACUGGAGCUGCAGAAGGACGAACUGCACAUCAAAACGAUCAGCAUCAAUAACGCUACCUUGGAAGAAGUUUUCCUCAACUCUAGCAGAACUCAGAACAAGGUGAUCGAACAUCACCCGCAAAGCUUCGAUUGCGUCGAUGGGAACGUUUCCGGUGGUAGCUCCAACAGUGGCAACAUCGCUCGAGCGGCCAGCAGGAGGCAAACGGCCAACGAUAGAUGGAUUGAUCUGUGGAACAGCCACGUAGCGAUUUGGAUGAAAAAGUUGAUCCACAUGAGACGAAAUGCGCACGUUUACGGGUGCCUGAUCGGAUUGCCACUGAUCGUUACGAUCGGUUGCUUUGCGUUCGGGUCCGCCAACGAGGAUGUUGCCAUCAGCUUACCGGGCAUCGAUCUGCACGCGGGUGCGAUCCACCGAGCGCUCGGCUUCGUCGUCGUUAACCGGGACAAUGCGGUUCAGCAUCCGCUGCUCAGGAAGGACGCAAUAAGUGAGGACGUACAAGGCCUAUUCCCGGCCGGGUUGGAGCUGGUGGUCCUCGAGAACGUUUCCCUGCAGGAACGGCUCAAGAAUGAAAGUGCGCAAGACUACACCGCGUACCGUGACCGCGUGGUGGUCGGCAUCGAGUUCAACGUGACGACCAGCGGGGCGGACGUUACAGUGCUGCAUAACAACAAUCUUGUGCACAGCUCUGGGAUCGCGCAAUCCGUGGUAACCACGUUGCUCCUACGCUACUACUACGGUCUGGCCGGUGCUAGCGUGGAGGUACAGAAUGUUCCUGCUACCCGUAAGCAAAUGAUCGAUUUUCGGACCCCACUAUUUUUCACGGAGUUUAUAUCAAUAGCAUUCAUGAUCUAUAUGCUGCAAUUUCUGCAAGUUCCGCUGCUGGAGAAGCUGAGCGGGUUUCGGCAGCUUCAAAACAUCAAACGGUACUACUGGACGGCCACACUGAUUUUCGAUUUAACGCUCCACUUGGUGGUUUGCUUGCUGGUGGUGUGUGCGGCCACACUGCUCGACAAGCAUCAGGCCCUGUCAGGCUCGGCCUAUUGCCACAUUUUCUGUGUGCUGUUGCUGUACGGUCUGGUCGCCCUGAUGGUCGUGUACAUCGUGAGCCAGUGCGUUGAAAGUGCCAAUACGGCCAUCACGAUCAUGAGCUAUUUGACGAUGAUUGGAGCUGGUGGAGUAUUUCUGCUGUCCGACGGCUACGACAACAUCAAGAAAAACCAAACCGCCAUUUGGGUUUUGCACGUAGUGCCAGAGUUUGGCAUGAAACACUCGUUGCGCGUUAUUUACGAGAAUCAAAAGCUCACCGUUUACGAGGGCCUAUCUAGCCGCCAUCCGGGCAUCCGGAACGGAGUCAUGCUCGAACGUCAAAAGGAGUCACUGUAUCCGGUUACAUUCUACGUGAUCGGUCCCAUCAUUGCGAUCGUGUUGGCGCUCGUACUGGAUCGAAUAGUGGAGAACAUGCACAAUCGCGAAAUGUUAACCAUUUCCAUCGAAUCGGUCGGUGUAAAGAUCAGCACGCUUCGACGGAGGAUGACUUUUCGCCGCCAGGAGUCGUCGGAUCCGGAGGCAGGAAACCGGCCGCCCGUUAUUGCCACCGGUAGUCGCGACGAACCUGACGGCUCACCGGUGCAUUACGACGACGUGGAUCAAGAGUCGAAAACGGUACAGCAGCUGUACCAGCGGCAGGACAGCAUCGAAGAGGACAAGUACGCGCUCGUGGUGAAAGAUGUGCAGAAAAACUACGGAACGUACCGCGCCGUGAAGGGCAUAAGCUUCGCGGUAAAAAAGGGUGAGUGCUUCGGAUUGCUCGGUAUGAAUGGGGCCGGCAAAACGACCAUGUUUCAGAUGGUGUCCGGCAAUCUGCCGUCGUCGAGCGGUCACAUUUACAUGCAGGGCAAAAAGCUGGACCUGAAGCACGAUCAGCCGUACCGCGAGGAGUACGGUUACUGUCCACAGCUGGACGCGCUGCUCGACUUUAUGACCGUGCACCAGGUGAUUGAUUAUUUUGCGCGCCUGAAGAGUCUCCCGAACCGGCCCGAGCUAAUCAAUCGCUGGCUGACGGAACUGGAUAUCCUGCGCUACAUGGACCACGAGCUGCGCGACUGUUCGGGAGGCACGAAGCGCAAGGUGAACACCAUUCUGGCGCUGCUCGGCGAGCCGUCGGUCGUGCUGCUGGACGAGCCGACUACCGGUGUCGAUCCGAAAUCGCGCCACUUCCUGUGGAACUGUAUCAAAACCAUACAGCGGCACAAGCAAACGAUACUGCUCACCUCGCACAGCAUGGACGAGUGCGAGGAGCUGUGCGAUCGACUGUCGAUCAUGGUCGAAGGACGCCUCCGGUGUAUCGGAUUCAUUCCGCAACUCAAACAGCGUCACGGUGACGGAUUCAAUCUGCUGUUCAAGCUGCAGGACGGCUUCGUCGCAGAUUCCGGCUCCCGGGAGGGCUACACUGAGCUCGUGCGAACUAUCAAGGAGCGCUUGGGUGCUACGCUUCAGGAAGAACAUAAGGGUAUGUUGAAGUUUCUAAUCAAACCACCCCUUAAAUUGUCACACCUGUUUGCCGAGGCGCAGACACUGAAGAACGAACGAGACGAUCAGAUUGCAAACUAUUCCAUAAACGAGUCUUCGCUGGAAGACAUAUUCCUACGUUUCCAAAAGAAACAGUGCGUGGCCUAGGUUUGAUGUGGUAAUUCCAGGAAAAACUCAGCUAAGACCCUAGCAUACCAAAGAUGAUGUGAAACUGGUUCCGUUUACGAGUCAUAUUUGUUAUAGUAACCUUCUGCCUAAUUUUUCCAUACUGCCCCUUAAUAUUCCCACGCUCUCUAACCUGU
Molecule: messenger RNA, 5228 nt
Organism: Anopheles cruzii
Lineage: Eukaryota; Metazoa; Arthropoda; Insecta; Diptera; Culicidae
Gene: Eato
Product: phospholipid-transporting ATPase ABCA1
Exons: 7
Coding region: 1-5073 (1690 amino acids)
Biological process (GO): lipid transport; transmembrane transport
Cellular component (GO): intracellular membrane-bounded organelle; membrane
Molecular function (GO): ABC-type transporter activity; ATP hydrolysis activity; lipid carrier activity
Source: RefSeq, a predicted model, not a curated record